AUUCCACAUGGCAAAAUGGAACAAUAACAAAUGCUAAUAAAGUUAAUUUAGACAUACUUAGGUAAGCUUUGAUAUUCGAAUAUCGUCGUAAAUAGAAUUGUCUUAAGCCGACGAGUUUUUCCAAGAUGAGUGAUAAAACAGAAUCAAAUAAAAAAGCGCCCAUGACUGAUGAAGAAAGGCUUGCUCUUUGUCAGAAAUUGGAUGAAGAACUUGAUGACUUUAUAAACAGCUUAGAAAAGAAAAGGUAUACCGAUGGCUGGCCAGAAGAUCGCUGGGAGGAAGAAAUGGAUAAACAUCCUUUCUUCAUGAAGUCAGUUCCCUCAGAUGGUGAACUUUCUCCUCUUGCAGAAGGCUUGGCCAAGCUCAAGUAUGAUCCUGAAGAGAACACACCACUUGAACUAGCAAACAGCUACAAGGAAGACGGAAAUUUUAACUUUAAGCACAAAAACUACAGGCUGGCCUUAUUAGGAUAUACAGAAGGAAUAAAAGUUAGGUGUGAUGAUGCUGACGUAAAUGCAAGUUUGUACAACAACAGAGCAGCAGCUCAUUGGUAUUUGAAGAAUUACAGGUCGGCUUUAUUUGAUAGUGAGAAGGCAUUGACGUUUGAUCCGAAUCAUAACAAAGCACGUUUAAGAGCUGCUAAAUCAGCAUUCGAAGCCAAGAAAUAUGACACGUGUAUCGCUCAUUGUAAUAAACUUUUAGAAAAAAGAAGCAAUGAAGAAGUCAUUGAACUUCUUAAUAAAGCUAAAAAAUGUAAACUGGUUCAAGAACGAGACGAGAGAAAGAAAAUUCGAUCUGAUACUAAGAAAAACGAAGAUAAGGAUGAACUUAUUAAAUCUAUUAUUCAAAGGGGUAUAAGAAUAUCUAAAUGUGAUGAUGCAGAUGAUAUUGAUUUGUCAAAACUGGAACCAACCUUACCCGGUGCUCAUGAUGCAAUCGUUCAUUUAGAAAAUGGAGUAUUGAUAUGGCCAAUUUUGCUGUUAUAUCCAGAGCAUCAAAUGACAGACUUCAUAAAGGGAUGCUCAGAAAAUGUACCACUUAUGAAACAACUAGAACAGGUGUUUCCAGCACCAUGGGAUAGAGACAAUAAAUAUAAGUGUGAAAGUGUAAAUGUGUAUUACGAAGGCUACGAUAAAAUGCCUCAUAUUAUUGACCCAAUGAAGACUUUGGGUGAAAUUUUAGUUUCGAAAUACUUUGAACUGAAAGGUGGUACGGCAGCUUUUUUCAUUUUACCUCGAGGUAGUGUUAUUGAAAGAAAUUAUAUAGAGUGCCAUCUUUGAUGAUGAUGAUUGAUCGUCUUUAUAUUUGCAUGUUGAAAAAAUCAUUUGAUUCGUAAAAGUUAUUUAGACUAAAAGGGUUUUUUUCAAUAUAAUCAUAUAAUUAUCUACCACAGAUAGAUACAAAAUGUACGCACAUUUUUUAUGAAAUUAAUUUAUAAGCA
Molecule: messenger RNA, 1441 nt
Organism: Nymphalis io (European peacock)
Lineage: Eukaryota; Metazoa; Arthropoda; Insecta; Lepidoptera; Nymphalidae
Gene: Dpit47
Product: DNA polymerase interacting tetratricopeptide repeat-containing, protein of 47 kDa
Exons: 3
Coding region: 126-1280 (384 amino acids)
Molecular function (GO): Hsp90 protein binding
Source: RefSeq, a predicted model, not a curated record